GUGGUUGGUGGGUGCAAAAAGACAGAAUCCCACCCAAUUUCUUAUAAGUGUGACGUUGGCAAAAGCAACCAGUUGCUUUCUUCUCUCAAAGGAAAGUUUCAUCAUCUUUUCUUCAAGAACUUACUCUCAACACCAGAGGCCAAUGUCCCUAAUCGAGCUGUAGAAGCUGAGCAAUUCACGAUGAAUUUCUACUACAACAAUUACUAUGACUCAGACCAUGGUGAUGGUGGGUAUCAUCCAAAUUCUUAUGAUUCCUCCAGCAAUUUCGCUUUUUACUCGGACCAUGGUGAUGGCGGAUAUUAUCCGACUUCUUAUGAUUCCUCCAGCAAUUUCGCUUCUUACAAUGACUACAAGUCCGAUGGUGAGACCGAGUUCUUCGAUCAGGUCCCGGCUCGAUACUACACACCUUAUGGCUAUGUUCCUCCGCAGCCCACACUUUCAUACUCUGCCUCCACUUUCAGCCACUCUGACCUGAUCACGAUCCACCCAAAUGCCUACUAUAGCGGUUCUUACGAUCCGAAGUCGACCAGUUUCGCAAUUAGUUACUCGAAGACAGAGUUCAAUGAGCCUGAUUUCGAAGAGUAUGAUCCAACACCUUAUGGCGGUGGGUAUGACCCUUCUGUCACUUAUGGGAAACCCCUCCCUCCGUCUGCAGAAAUCUGUCAUCCUCAUUCCACAAGGGCUCAAGAUGCGCCGGCGCUAGGCGGUGUUCAAGACGGAAUUCCUGAAUUGCCUAUUGCUACGGUGGAAGAUGAGCAAGCAAGAAAACCUGGAGCAGGAAGCGAAAUCGUACCGGCCAAGAUUGAUCAGGAAGUGCAAAACUCUUCCCAUCAAACAGAAGAAGACUCGGGCAAAGAUAUCGACCACCGCCAUGAGGAUCAUGAAGAGAGCGAGCAAAGUUACAAUGAGAAUUCGGGCUACUCUCCUUGGGGUGUUUAUGGAGGCGGGUUCCAGAGGAUGGUGCCCCCGGCUCCGCCAGGCUGCGGGUUGGAUGCUUGGGAUAUAUGCGAUGGCGUAUUCGGGUAUUGGCCUUGCUUGUCUAGGGACAACAGGAGAAACUACGGAGUUGAGCGAAUUGCCGAUAGAGAAUAUUGCAGAAGGAAUGAAGAUCAGUGGCAGGGCACUGCUGAUUUUUUGUUUGGAAGUACCAACCCUUAUGCUGAACGAAAGCAUGAUUCACAAGUGGGUUCUGGGCACUACUAUGCGCAUGCAAAUGAAAGGCAAAGUGAAGGUCAAUUGUAUUAUGAACAGGUUGAGUAUGAGCACUAUGGGGAUUCAAAUCCAUGGUAGGUCGAACAUUAAGGAGAACUGAUGGCGCAAUGAAUCAGCUGGAGGAACUUCCUGUCAUCUACUCUUUUAUCCCACUUAUGAUUGACCCUUUUUCCAAUUGCCACUCCUCUUGAAGAUGCUCUCACUUCAUCAGGUUUUCUGUUGUCUGCAAAUGUUGAUUUGAGCUGUUCCACCAUGAAUUAUGUCUUGAGAUUGCUUUCCUGUACUGCACUAACGUGGAAAGAAAUUUAGGUGGUGGAGACAUUAGGGAUUCAGUAAUAUUCUGGCAAUGAAGCAUCUUGAGCACAUUGUUUUGAA
Syzygium oleosum is the source of this 1587-nucleotide messenger RNA. RefSeq lists its product as uncharacterized. The coding region runs from base 181 to 1290 and encodes 369 amino acids. The transcript has 2 exons. Gene Ontology annotation, molecular function: protein serine/threonine kinase activity; phosphatidic acid binding. Lineage: Eukaryota; Viridiplantae; Streptophyta; Magnoliopsida; Myrtales; Myrtaceae. Gene Ontology annotation, biological process: protein phosphorylation. The record is from RefSeq and is a predicted model, not a curated record.